Aspergillus saccharolyticus JOP 1030-1 is the source of this 2086-nucleotide messenger RNA. Its product is annotated as transcriptional regulator PacG/VIB-1. Lineage: Eukaryota; Fungi; Ascomycota; Eurotiomycetes; Eurotiales; Aspergillaceae. Gene Ontology annotation, biological process: positive regulation of transcription by RNA polymerase II; meiotic cell cycle. Bases 185 to 1969 code for a protein of 594 amino acids. The record is from RefSeq and is a predicted model, not a curated record. Gene Ontology annotation, molecular function: DNA binding; DNA-binding transcription factor activity. Gene Ontology annotation, cellular component: nuclear chromosome. The transcript has 2 exons.
CCUCGAGCUCCCUCAUCUUCUCCUCCCGUGUCCAUCGCCUUCACGUCCUUCAUUCCAAGUCUCUUCAUCUCCUUCUUCUCCCUAGUUUGCGCCCUUUGACGUUUUGUUGCCACUUUCUGGCGACUGAUCACCUUCUCUGUUGGUCUACUUGGUAGGUGAGGCCUCCAAGGGCCAAUUUCGCAGCAUGGAGGGCUUUGACACUAUAGCUAUGCCGUACCUGGCAAGCCCACUGUCCUUGAGCAAUCUUCAAGGGACCGACUACCUUCAUUCGAUGUCUGGUAUGGACAUGCCUGACCAGCGCUCAACUUUUGAGGCGGAAACCUUCGUUAGCGGCGAUGACAUUGCGUUUGCUCAACAUGGUGUACCACCCACAGGCUUGAAACGGUUUCCGUCAGAUUACCAAGACCCAUUCACAGACAUAGUGCCAUCCUUUGACCCCGCCCCUCCAGAGCAAUCUUCAGACUCGUCUAUCGACCACAACAACAAACUCUUGAGCUUUUCUCUUCCGGCGUACAGUUUUACUCUGCUCGAUUACUCACUGCGGCGCACCUCGGUCUCGCUUGCAGCCCAGCUGCAUGGCAUGUUCUUUCUGGCGGAGUCGCCCUGGACUACUUCGCCAAUGGACAAUGCCCCGCCCCAGCAAGGUGCGGAGCUGACAUGCUAUCGGCGGAACCUCUUUCAGAUCACGGGGUCGGUAACACUGCCGCGAAGCUUGAGAUAUAUCAUGACGGAGCAAGGCGACCGAAUACCCAUCCUUGCCCAAGAGUUGACUGUUUCUGCCACCGAGUCCGUUGAGGGCAACUCAGUCAAGAUUAUCUCGGUGCCUUGGAAAACACCUGCGGCAAGUCAGAAUCAGUCGGCAGACGACAGCAAUGCCCCAGCAAAUGGCGUUAGUAUCACUCAGAGCACCACCAACCCUAAAGUCGAGAAAGAGCCGCCUCCGAUUCCAUUGGACAUUAUGGCUGGCCAGGACCUGGAUACCGACUAUGCUACCUUCCCAAUUGCGUGGAAGCGGCUACAAUUUCGAGUCGCAACCGCCAACAAUGGUCGCAGAAAAGAGCUCCAACAACACUUUGUCGUCCGAUUGAAGGUCAUCGCGACCCUAUCCACCGGCGCCAGGGUCCCAAUCUGCGAGAUACAGUCAGGACCUGUCAUUGUUCGAGGUCGUAGUCCGCGCAACUUUCAAUCCCGCAAAGACCUACCUCUGAGCGGCAGCGCUGCUGCUUCUCGAAAAAAUACCCAGUCUGCCCAAUCCGCUACUGUAAAUCGAACACCGACCAGUGAUUCGGCCCCGGCCUCCAACUUAACACCAGCCAAAGCUAAGGCGACGGUGAAAAGUAGCUCACCUGAGACCACGGUCUCCCAAGGCGGUAUGGUUCCGCCACCGGCUAACGCUGAUUGGACGCAGAUCUCGCCUGCUGUGGGGGAAACUGUUCACUCCACACCACUGCCUCACUCGACUGUAUAUGCCCAAUCGAGUCCAGAGUUUCCGCGGCCUACGGAUACACAAAGGCAACAUAAUAAUAUCUCAGCUCCUAUCAAUCUGUCUCUUUUUGACGAGGAAGAGGGUGGGGAAAGCAUCAAUGUUCACGACUCAGCUAGAUCAGCUUCGUCGUAUGGAAAUGAUGUUCCCCAACGGAAUUCCACAGCAGACGGCACUGCGCCCCCGGCAAAGAUGCGGAAACUGUCCCAUGGUCUGCCCCAAGCGCUAUCUCGAUCUGAAUGCUCAUCACUACCCUUCUUGAGUAGUACAAACAUGCAGCAACCGUUUGCCUCUACGCUUCCCUUUCCGAAUGAGAGUGCCGAUUUAUUGUACGAGUACUUCCCAUUGGGAUUGGAUGAUUGGCAGGCGCCCGUUGAUGCUGUAUAUCGACCGCAUGUAGUACAUCACACCAAUCUACCGGAGGUCAAAUUUGUGGCCGCACGAGGAAGAAGCAAACGAUACUUUGCUGCAGAAGACGUCUUCUGAAAGGACAUAGUCAAUGAUCGCGGAUUAUCUACCGUUUACGGGAUUUAAAUCGGAAAAAAAAUCUCUCCUUCCAAAGCAUACAGGUUUUGGUCGAGUUUUAUACGGAGGUGGUCGAGC